AUGGCUGCCAUGUCCAAGUACCAGACCGUCCUAUGGGAAAGGCAGAUCGAAAAGCAGAUUUUGGCUCGGAUCGACUUUCUCUUCUCUAACAUGUUCCCUUCCGGUGUCGUCUUCAACAUCAGCAUCUACGGAGAGCCCGAAGCAUAUGGCGUCGAUGUCAACUGGAAGAUGGGUUCGACGGAUGCUUCUUGGGAUGGGUUGAUGCGCUACGAAUUCGGGGAUACUGUAGAGAUGGUCUUAGAGCAUCUGCUGGGAUACCUGCGUACGCAGUCGGUGGAGGAUCUUUGGUCGUCGGUACAGUCUCCUCACCUCGUGGAGAGCAUCAAGAAAGCUAAGGAAGACAACGAAAAGGCUGAAGAAGACCUCAGAGAGGCUGAAGAGGUCUUCAAGAAGGCCGUAGAGGUACUCCAGAAGUCUUCGACGGACCGCAAGAAAGCCGGGGUACCGGAGGAAGGCGAUUUCCCCGACAUGGCAUACUGUUUGGUCUUGCUCGAGGAGAUCACUGAGUAG
This is a messenger RNA of Alternaria metachromatica, 510 nucleotides long. RefSeq lists its product as uncharacterized. Lineage: Eukaryota; Fungi; Ascomycota; Dothideomycetes; Pleosporales; Pleosporaceae. The record is from RefSeq and is a predicted model, not a curated record. The transcript is spliced from 4 exons. Bases 1 to 510 code for a protein of 169 amino acids.